Molecule: messenger RNA, 510 nt
Organism: Lodderomyces parapsilosis
Lineage: Eukaryota; Fungi; Ascomycota; Pichiomycetes; Serinales; Debaryomycetaceae
Product: type 1 protein phosphatase-activating protein YPI1
Exons: 1
Coding region: 1-510 (169 amino acids)
Cellular component (GO): nucleus
Molecular function (GO): protein phosphatase 1 binding; protein serine/threonine phosphatase inhibitor activity
Source: RefSeq, a predicted model, not a curated record
AUGCAGAGUCAACAACAGCCAACCACGGGCUCGCGCACCCAAGUUAUAGACCCCACAAACAAUGUCCUUCGUUUGCGUCCCUCUAAUGAGCAACCUACACAACAACAACAGGAAGAAGAAGAAGAAGGAGCUCCCACAUCAGUGUUGAAAAAGACCAAAUCCAAGCAAAAGAAGCCGAAAGUAAGGUGGACUCAAGAUGUCGUUGAUAAUGAACACAUGAAUAAGAAAAAGACGAAAAUAUGUUGUAUAUUCCAUCCACAACGAUCGUUUGACGAAGAGGAAGCUCAUGAUCAUGAUCACGAUCAUAAUGGGUGUUCCAGUUCUAGUUCUGACUCUAGUAGUGACGAAAGCGAUGCUAGUGAUGGAGAAGGCGGUGGCCCUGGUGGUGGAAGUAGUGCUAAUGGUGAAAGGAACAAGAAUAAUGGUGGUGGUUCGUCAAAUGUCAAUGCGUAUGAGUAUCAACCGAAGUAUGAAAAUCAGUCUAAAUUGCCUUCGAAUCCAAGUACGUGA